Molecule: messenger RNA, 1716 nt
Organism: Ilex paraguariensis (yerba mate)
Lineage: Eukaryota; Viridiplantae; Streptophyta; Magnoliopsida; Aquifoliales; Aquifoliaceae
Source: the annotation of a GenBank genome assembly
CAAUGGCAGCCUAAACCCUCUCCGAAGCGUCAGAAAAUUCGCCGCCGCAGCGCACAGUACGUCAAAGUGACGAUCAGAGUCAUCAACUAGGGUUUAACACUGUUUGAUUCAUACAUAGAUUCACAAGUAUAAAGUUCUACAGUAAUUUUCCUAAAUAAUCAAAAAAAAAAAUGUCAGUUCCUUCACCUAGUUCUUGUAUAUCAAAUCUUCUCAGUGUAUCAAACGACUCCGAUUCAACGAAGCGAUGUGUAAGUCAUAAUGUGAUAGUAGAAUUUAGGGUUUUACGGUGUUCUCAAUACUCUACUUCGGGAAAGCUUUUAGCUUUCAAUUAUUCGAGUGGGAAAAAGAGAAUAUUCAGCGUCAAAUGCACCAAAUCGGGGACUGGUUCAGAGCCUACGAAGAUUUCGGAGGAACCAGCAAAAAUUGAUGAUGGAAGUGGCGGAGAUGGUGGGAAUGGGUGGUUGCCGCCGGGAGGAGGUGGCGGUGGCGGUAGCGAUGAUGGUGGAAAGAAUGAUGAGGAGUUUAUGACGUAUGAAGAGGUGAUGAGGGAGGUGGAAAAUCGAGGUGGGUCGAAUCUUCCUUCGGAUAUGUUGGAGGCUGCAAAGACUACGGGGCUUAGCAGACUUAUUCUUUCUCAAUACUUGGAUUUUCAGGGGUCUGUUUGGCCGCUAGGCUUUCUGAUUAGACACUCCACAAUGCUGCGGAAUCGGAUGCUAGCUGAUCCUUCUUUUCUGUAUAAAGUUGGAUCUGAGGUAGUGAUUGAUUCUUGUUGUGCAACAUUUGCGGAAGUUCAGAAGAGAGGAAAGGAUUUCUGGGCAGAAUUUGAGCUGUAUGCUGCAGACCUUUUGGUUGGCAUAGUUGUUGACAUUGCUUUGGUUGGUAUGUUAGCACCAUAUGCUCGUAUUGGGAAUAGACCAGUUUCAAGCGGCUUCUUUGGAGGCUUACAAAAUGCAUGUGCAUCCCUUCCAAGCAGUGUUUUUGAAGCUGAGUCAUCAGGAUGUAAAUUUUCUGUGAAGCAGCGGAUUGCGACAUAUUUUUACAAGGGUGUGUUGUAUGGGUCAGUUGGAUUUGGGUGUGGUAUUAUUGGGCAAGGCAUUGCAAACCUGAUCAUGACAGCCAAACGGAGCAUCAAGAAAUCGGAAGAGGACAUACCUGUUCCUCCUUUACUGAAAAGUGCUGCUCUCUGGGGUGUUUUUCUUGCGGUGUCUUCCAACACCCGUUAUCAAAUUGUAAAUGGACUGGAACGCCUGGUUGAAGCAUCACCUUUGGUGAAGCAGAUCCCGUCUGUGUCAUUGGCUUUCACUUUCGGUGUACGAUUUGCCAACAAUAUUUAUGGUGGAAUGCAGUUUGUAGAUUGGGCCAAAUUGAGUGGGGUGCAAUAGAGCCAGCAUUUUUCAUCUCAGUGUAGAUUAUACUCGGCCUUUAUUACAUGGAAUAAUGAUUUAGGUUGAUACAUUUGGCAUCUGCUUGCUCUGUUCUUUCAUUUCCUGCACUGUUUUCCAAAAUAAGAAGCCUUCCUUUGCACUUUAUAUGCCCAAGAACCUUGGGUUUUGUUUGGAGGAGCAAACUUAGGAUGUAUGCAAUUAUCUACAGACCAUGCACCUCAGGUAAAUUACAAUUCUCUCAUAUGUUUAUUAUAAAUUUUGAAAUUGCGAGUACAGGGUCCACUUAUAUUCAAAAUUGUAUUAUUCGUGAUUACAUGAUGGGUGAUUAUUU